AUGACGGGUCGCGCCACUUCCUCGCGCCCUGCCAAGCGCCAGCGCAGCGAAACCGUUGAUCUCACCUCCGACAACGAGAAGCCUGUGGCCGCGUCGCGACCCGGAAAGACUCAAACCCUCCCCGCCAACUUCAACGGCGAUCUCAACACGCUUCCCGACUUUAACCUCAACGCCCAGGAGCUUCCCUCCUCCCAAAUCGCCCGCCUUCCUGCCACCUUCACCAACUCGUUGCUCGCCUAUGCCGCCGCCCGGGACCCCUACAUCAACUCAAUCCUUGCUCAUCAACAUGACCUUCAAAGGGCCCGCGAGCGCGCCCGCGUCAUCAAUUUCACCCAUUACUCCCAAAGCGCUUGGGACAUGCUCAACACCAAGUACGCCCUUUCCGACAUCGGCAAAAUGUUCGAUACUAUUCUGAAGACUGUCAAGAAGGCCGGAGGAUACGAUUGUUCGUACGGAACCCGGAAGAGCGCAGUCGAAACCAUGACCGAGAUCAUGAUGUGUGUGGUUACAGCGCCAAACGACGAAAUUGGGCAUCAGGCGAGGAACGACGAUGAUGAAGCGACGGAGAUGGAGGAGAAGUUGCUUGAGAUGAUGACUUACUUUGAUGAGGAUGAGCUGGCGCAGUUGGACGAGGAGGGCUGGACCGAUAAGGUCAGGGAGUUGAUGGAGGAGGCGGAUGGGUAUUCCAUGUAUGAGAGGCUGAACGAGGUGGUGGAGAUGUUGGAGGGUGACUAUGAGGAGGAAGGUGAAGAUGACGAGGAUGGCGAGGAAGAUGGAGAGGAAGAUGGAGAGGAAGAGUAAGGUGUGGAUGGACUACCACCGCCACCGGGUUCCUUUGACUGACAAAUCAGUCUGGAGGGAGAACACGGAGGAGGAAUCGUUGGCCGCCUAUAUGCUUGCGCGGUUGGGGGAUGCUGGAAUGGUGGUACUCCUACAUGAAAGCGAUGGUGGUCUGGACAGCAAUCGCCGUCUCAGUGACUGACCCCGUAAUACACGACAGCAACUCGAAGGCGGGUUACUUUGAUUGGAA
Molecule: messenger RNA, 1030 nt
Organism: Neurospora tetraspora
Lineage: Eukaryota; Fungi; Ascomycota; Sordariomycetes; Sordariales; Sordariaceae
Exons: 2
Coding region: 1-801 (266 amino acids)
Source: RefSeq, a predicted model, not a curated record